UAGUUUUACCGCGCUCUCUGUUGUUCUCUCUUGAUGCUGGUUUACUACAAACUGUUAGAAAUGUUGUUUCUGUUAAAAGAGAAAUACAGAUUUUGAAUCAGGUCAGUAAAUACCUGUAAUAUUCUGGUCCUCACAGUCCUGACUAAGUUUUGAAUCAAGCGGGAAUAUCUGGAGUAGUAUCAUUUGAACUGAGAUCUGCUGCUGUGAAGAUGAAGUUUGUUAAAGAGGAGAGUGAAGAGAACAUGAGAGAACAAGAAACCUGGAGAAUAAAACACGAGGAACCAGAAACCUGGAGAAUAAAACACGAGGGACCUGAAACCUGGAGAAUAAAACACGAGGAGCCAGAAACCUGGAGAAUAAAACAGGAAGAACCAGAAACCCGGAGAAUAAAACACGAGGAACCAGAAUCAGAAACUAUAAGAAUAAAACACGAGGAACCAGAAACCUGGAGAAUAAAACACGAGGAACAAGGAGGCCUGAUGAAAAUGAAAGAAGAAAGACAAGAUCGGAAAGAGGUGGAUGAGAAAUAUCAGGAUCAGAAAGCUCCUGGUGUCAAUGAAGAAAAAUCUGUGAGUUGCAGAAUUAAAACAACAGAAGUCAAGAGGCCUUUCAUCUGCUCUCAGUGUGGAAACACUUUCACAUGUAACAGAAAUCUUAAGAGGCACAUGUUAAUUCAUGCUGGGAUAAAGCCUUUCAUCUGCUCUCACUGUGGAAAGAGUUUUACACUGAAAGAACACCUUAAGAGUCAUUUGGUAACUCACUCUUCAGAAAAACCUUUCAGUUGCUCUCAGUGUGGAAACACUUUUACGUGUAAAGUGAGCCAUGAGAACCACAUGUUAAUUCACGCUGGGAUAAAGCCUUUCUCCUGCUCUCAGUGUGAAAAGAGUUUUACAAAGAAAUCAAGCCUUAAUAGGCACAUGUUAGUUCAUGCUGGGAUAAAGUCUUUCAGCUGCUCUCACUGUGGAAAGAGUUUUAGACUGAAAGGACAACUUAAGAUUCAUUUGGUUACUCACAAUUCAGAAAAACCUUUCAGCUGCUCUCAGUGUGGAAAGAGUUUUACACUGAAAUCAUACCUUAAGAGGCACAUGUUAAUUCAUUCUGGGAAAAAGGCUUAAUCCUGCUCUCACUGUGGAAAGACAUUUACACAGAAAGGACAACUCAAGAUUCAUUUGUUAACUCACACUUCAUAAAAGCCUUUCACCUGCUCUUAGUGUGGUAGGUCUUUGUCACAUAAAAGAUU
Messenger RNA from Carassius carassius (crucian carp), 1240 nucleotides. Its product is annotated as gastrula zinc finger protein XlCGF42.1-like. The record is from RefSeq and is a predicted model, not a curated record. Gene Ontology annotation, biological process: regulation of transcription by RNA polymerase II. The transcript has 2 exons. Lineage: Eukaryota; Metazoa; Chordata; Actinopteri; Cypriniformes; Cyprinidae. Gene Ontology annotation, cellular component: nucleus. Gene Ontology annotation, molecular function: RNA polymerase II cis-regulatory region sequence-specific DNA binding; DNA-binding transcription factor activity, RNA polymerase II-specific. Bases 210 to 1115 code for a protein of 301 amino acids.